GAGUGGAGGCGGGAGCCGGGCUGGCGAGCGGAGGAUCCUCCGCGGGAGGCACCGCGCGGGGCCGAGUGGAGACAGAGCGCGAUGGGUCACCGUCUGCCCGUGUGGCUGUGCGCCGUCGCGGCGCUGCUCUCGGAGGCGCAGGCCAAGGGCACAUCGCUCCUCGCACGGCCAGCACAGCCCGGUGCCUCCCGCUACAGCCUCUACACGACAGGAUGGCGUCCUCGGCUUCGCCCGGGGCCGCAUAAGUCCCUCUGUGCCUAUGUGGUGCACAGGAAUGUGACCUGCAUCCUACAGGAGGGAGCAGAGAGCUAUGUAAAGGCUGAGUACCGCCAGUGUGGGUGGGGGCCCAAUUGCCCCUCCACGGUCAGGUACCGCUCUGUGCUCAGACCCAGAUACAAGAUUGGCUACAAGACUGUGACAGAUCUGGCCUGGCGCUGCUGCCCUGGUCUUACAGGAGAAGGCUGCCCUGAACACCUCACAGACCCUGGAGCUACCCCACCACACCGAGAGCCGGAGCCGCAGACUCCCUCAGGGCAGCAGGUCCCAGACCCCAGGCCUUCUUCUUACAACAGAGAGGCCCCAAGCCCCCAUGGAAGAAAAGGCCAAGGGCUGUUUGGCGAGCGUCUAGAACAGCUGGAGGGUGAUGUUCGGCGCCUGUCACAAGCCUAUGGCACCCUGAGUGGUCUGGUGGCUAGUCAUAAGGAUCCCAAUAGGAUCACAGGUGACCCCAGAGCUCCUGGUGAGCCUAUAGGCUUUAAGGUCAUCCCCGAGGGCCUGGUGGACCCAGAAGACAGAGGCAGAGGACCGCUCAUACCUCCUCUGAGUGAAAUCCUGAGCAAGGUGACAGAGGUGAGCAACACAUUACAGACCAAGGUGCAGCUGUUAGAUGAGGUGCGCGGGCUGGCCCUCGGUCACGAGGCUCACCUGCAGCGGCUACGGGAAGCCCCACCGUCCCCACUGACCUCCCUGGCACUGCUGGAGGAGUAUGUGGACCAGCGGCUCCAACGACUCUGGGGGAGCCUGCUGGAUGGCUUUGAGCAGAAACUGCAGGGUGUCCAGAGUGAGUGUGACCUGCGCGUGCAGGAGAUGCGGCAGCAGUGCGAGGAGGGCCAAGCAGCCAGUCAGCGCUUGCACCAGAGCCUUGACGGCCGGGAACUGGCCCUGCGGAGGGAGCUCUCCCAGCUGGGCACUCAGCUGCAAGGUCUGACUCUGACUGGCGGAGGCACCUGCUGCGGUCAACUGGCUUUGAUCAGUGCCCGCGUGGACAGCCUUGAGAGGAACCUGCAGGCUGUCACGGAGGCCCAAGGCGGCCUCAGCACCCUGGCUGCAGAUGAGCUAGUGCGCCUCUCUGCUGCUAUGCUCCAGGGAGGUGCGGAGGGGUUGCUUGAGGGUCUAGAGACCAUCAAUGGGACCGAGAAUGGAGCCAGGGGCUGCUGUCUGAGAACGGAGAUGGGGGGCUGGGGUGUCGGCGGCUUCGGGUCUAUGCUGGAAGAGCGCGUGCAGAGCCUGGAGGAGCGGCUGGCAGCUCUGACUGGAGAGCUAAGCCACCACAGCGCCACACCAGACAGAUCAGCACAGCUGCUCAUUCAGACAGAGCUAGCCGUGCUGGAACAACGGCUGGUCUCCCUGGAGACCUCAUGUACCCCAAGUACCACCUCGGCCAUCCUGGACAACCUCGUGGCAGAGGUGAAGGCCUGGCAGAGCCGGAGUGAGGCCCUCCUACACCAGGUGGCCAGUCACACCGCUCUGCUCCAACGGCUCAAUGGCACGGUAGCCGAAGUUCAGGGGCAGCUGGCAGAAGGGACAGGCAGCUCGCUCCAAGGCGAGAUCACUUUGUUGAAGGUCAACUUGAACUCGGUGAGCAAAUCACUCACUGGCCUCAGUGACUCUGUCAGCCAGUACUCUGACGCCUUCUUGGCCGCCAACACAUCCCUGGAUGAACGAGAGCGAAAGGUGGAAGCUGACGUCCACGCCAUCCAGGAACAGGUCAGCCGGCAAGGAUCAAGGCUUCAGGCUGGCCAGAGGCAGGUCUUGAACCUGCGAGGGGAGCUGGAGAAGCUCAAGGCUGGUGUGGCCAAUGUGGCUGGAGGGUUGAGCCGCUGCCGGGACACAGCCCAGGAACUCCAGCACACUGUGGGCCACUUUGACCAGCGGGUGGCUCAAGUGGAGGGAGCCUAUGAGAGGCUGGGCUUGUUGCCGGCCCACCUGAACAAUUGGCCUACUGAGCAGCUGAGGUCCAGGGAGGGCCUGUGGGGCCACAUAGACAAGCUGAACCACACGCUGGCCCAGCACACGCAGGACAUUGCCCGACUCCGGGACGACCUGCUGGCCUGCAGAGCCCAGCUGGCCGAGGUGAGGCCAGGGCAAGCUGACUAGGAUGGCUGAACAGAAUCUAAAGCCCAGAUCCCACCAACCCUGGGAAUAUCAUCCCAGAGACCAACCCCACCCAGCAGCACCUUCCAGCCUUCCCACUGGAUGGAUGGCCUUGGUCCUGCUCCGCGUGACUGUCACAGCCAUGGAAAGCCAUCCUCAGUGGGGCGGUCUGGAUGAUUCAGGGUAACAGUCAAGACAAGUUACACAACAAGAUGCUGUCUCAAAAGAGCCAAGGCAAGCACCUCAUGCCUGAAGACAAAGCUGGACUUCUGACGUGGCCUGCUGCAAAUGUCUGCACUUGCUCUUGUUGCAGACACACUGGCAUUAGCGGUUGUGCAAAGCUUCCAGGCCAAGACUCAGAGAGCCUGUCCACUGUUCCCUUUACCAACCAGGGACCAGUCAACUCUGAAGGCAUUUCUUCCCUUGGGUUUCCAUCCAUAGGUAUGGAAGGCAGAUGAUGCCCAUUGGACCUAUCUGGCAGCUUCAUAGGUGCUAUAUCUGAACCACAGACCAGAGGCCCCCUGAGGUUUCCAACUCCCCUUGUGUCCUUCGGGACAGAACAAAAGCC
Molecule: messenger RNA, 2941 nt
Organism: Myodes glareolus (Bank vole)
Lineage: Eukaryota; Metazoa; Chordata; Mammalia; Rodentia; Cricetidae
Source: RefSeq, a predicted model, not a curated record